AUGGCUUCACCAGUCUCGGUCUACAACUCCAACGUCCUGGAUGCGCGCAUCCCCAGCACCUCCAGAGAGUCUCUGAAGAUGGAGUUGUUAGCCGACGUCACCCUGCUGCCCGGAGAGGAGCGAAUCAUAGACAAGGACAUCAUCUACAUCUGCCCGUUCAAUGGCGCCGUCAAAGGGAAGGUGUUGAUCACCAACUACAGACUCUAUUUCAAGAGCUCGGACGCGGACGUGGCGGUGACACUGGACGUUCCUCUGGGCACCAUCAGUCGCGUGGAGAAAAUGGGCGGGGCGUCGAGUCGAGGAGAAAAUUCAUACGGCCUGGACAUCACUUGCAAGGAUAUGAGGAACUUGAGGUUCGCCCUCAAGCAGGAAGGUCACAGCCGACGGGACAUCUUCGACCUUCUCUUCAAAUACGCCUUCCCUGUCUCGCAUGGCCUGCCUUUGUUCGCGUACGUAACUCAGGAGAAGUACGAGGAGAACGGCUGGGGCAUCUACAGGCCCGUGGAAGAGCUCAGACGGCAGGGCUUGCCGAACAACAAGUGGCGCAUUAGUUUUAUCAAUAAGAAUUACGAGCUUUGUGACACGUACCCCACCGUCUUGGCCGUGCCCUUUAAAUGUAAAGAGGAGGACUUGAGGAGAGUGGCUUCCUUCAGGUCCAGAGGUCGCAUCCCCGUCCUGUCCUGGAUCCACAGGGAGAACCAGGCGGUGAUCGCGCGAUGCAGCCAGCCGCUGGUCGGCAUGUCGGGCAAACGAAACAAGGACGACGAGCGCUACCUAGACCUCAUCAGGGACGCCAACGACACGGCUAAACUGACCAUUUAUGACGCGCGGCCCAACGUCAACGCCGUGGCCAACAAGGCCACGGGCGGUGGCUACGAAGGGGACGAAUACCACAACGCCGAGCUGGUCUUCCUGGACAUUCACAAUAUCCACGUCAUGCGCGAGUCCCUGAAGAAGCUCAAAGAUAUCGUGUACCCCAAUGUAGAGGAAUCCCACUGGCUUUCCAGUCUGGAGUCCACGCACUGGCUGGAGCACAUUAAGCUCGUGUUGUCCGGAGCCAUUCAAGUGGCAGACAAAGUGUCCGGCGGCAACUCUGUGGUGAUUCACUGCAGCGACGGCUGGGAUCGGACGGCUCAGCUGACGUCUCUGGCAAUGCUCAUGCUGGACAGCCACUACCGCACGCUCAAAGGACUGCAGGUACUCAUCGAAAAGGAGUGGAUCAGCUUCGGACAUAAAUUUGCAUCGAGGAUAGGUCACGGUGACAAGAACCACGCCGAUCAAGACCGCUCGCCCAUCUUCGUUCAGUUCGUCGACUGCGUGUGGCAGAUGACCAAGCAGUUCCCCACUGCUUUCGAGUUCAACGAGCGCCUCCUGCUGACCGUCCUGGACCACCUGUACAGCUGCCGCUUCGGGACAUUCCUCUACAACUGCGAGAGUGCGCGGGAUCAGAAUGCGUUGCGGCAAAAGACGGUGUCGCUGUGGUCAUUGGUCAACAGCAAGACUGACAUUUAUCUCAACCCUUUUUACACCCCCGAGUCGGGCAGGGUCCUCUACCCCGUUGCUAGCAUGCGCCACCUGGAGCUUUGGGUCACUUACUACAUACGCUGGAACCCGCGCAUCCGACAGCAGCAGAGUCCGGUGGAACAGCGUUACCUGGAGCUGCUAGCGCUCCGAGACGAGUACAUCAAGAAACUGGAGGAGUUGCAGCUGUCCGACUCGCCGGCACCGCCCUCGUCGCGGCUGGCUAACAGCGGCUCCGGCGCCAACACUUCGUCCUCGUCCGCCGGGUCACCCGCACAGCAGCAGUACACGCAACUACACACACCUUUCUGA
Molecule: messenger RNA, 1833 nt
Organism: Nerophis lumbriciformis (worm pipefish)
Lineage: Eukaryota; Metazoa; Chordata; Actinopteri; Syngnathiformes; Syngnathidae
Source: RefSeq, a predicted model, not a curated record